ACAUGUAACAAAGCUUCUCUUUCUCUCUCACACACAGGCAUGAAAUCAGGCUUCUCACCUCUCCAAUGGCCGACACUGCUACCUCUGCUCUUGCUCUGUGUCCUCUUCUCCUACCUCUACACCAUCCUAUGGCUAAGACCAGAGAGGCUCAGGCAGAAACUGAGGAAUCAGGGAGUGAAGGGCCCCAAGCCUUCUUUCCUCUUUGGGAACAUACUGGAGAUGAGGAGAAUCAAGCACGAACUGGCCAGGUCUGACCAAGAACAAGAAGCAGGGACUGGUGAUCGGUUCUCCUUGAAUUAUGUGGCCACGCUAUUCCCUUACUUCCUCCACUGGAGCAGAGUUUAUGGUUCCAUCUACCUGUAUUCCACUGGAAGCAUACAAGCUUUAUUUGUAACAGAUCCAGACAUUGUGAAGGAGCUGGCCAACUGCAAGUCUUUGGAUCUUGGUAAACCUUGCUACUUACAGAAAGAGCUUGGACCUCUUCUUGGUAUGGGAAUUUUGACGUCAAACGGUGACCUAUGGGUACAUCAACGAAAGGUGAUUGCACCCGAAUUCUUCAUGGACAAGGCUAAGGGAAUGGUGAAUUUGAUGAUGGAGGCUGCAAAUGCAAUGUUGAGUUCAUGGGAAAAUAAAGUUGAGAGCGAAGGAGGCAGUGCAGAGGUGGUGGUUGAUGAGUUCUUGAGGAACUUUUCAGCUGAUGUCAUAUCGAGAGCUUCUUUUGGGAGCAGUUUUGCUGAAGGAAAAGAGAUAUUUAACAAGAUUCGACAACUUCAGAUGGCAAUGGCAAAACAAAAUAUGUUUAUUGGUGUUCCCGGUAGUAGAUAUUUACCAACAAAGAGCAAUAGAGAGAUUUGGAAUCUGGACAUCAGCAUCCGUAAGCUCGUUUUAAACAUAGCCAAGAGUCGUGAACAUGAUUCAGCAACACCUGUGAAUAAGGAUCUCCUUCAUUCCAUCAUUGAGGGUUCUAAAGCUGGUCCCUUGAGGUCAUGCAUUCCUGAGGAUUUCAUUGUCGACAACUGCAAGAACAUCUACUUCGCAGGGCAUGAAACAACGUCGACCACUGCUGCAUGGUGCUUGAUGCUUCUAGCUUCACACCCUAAAUGGCAGUCCUCUGCUCGGGCUGAAGUCCUGGAUGUUUGUCAGGGAAACCCACUACACAGCGACAUGCUCCGGAAGUUGAAAACGUUAACAAUGGUGAUCCAGGAGACCCUCCGCCUGUACCCGCCGGCACCUUUCGUGACACGAGAAGCUCUGAACAACAUAAAGGUUGGCAGCAUCAACAUUCCGAAAGGAACCAACAUCAGGAUCCCAAUAGCACUUGGUCACCGGGAUCCUGCUGUAUGGGGUCCUAACCCCGACAGGUUUGACCCGGAUAGGUUCUCCAACGGCAUAGCGGGCGCCUGCAAGCCCUCUCAUAUGUACAUGCCCUUCGGUGUCGGCGCCCGGACUUGCGCUGGCCAGAAUCUGGCCAUGGUUGAGCUCAAGGUUGUGCUAUCUCUCCUGUUGUCAAAGUUUGAGUUUGCGCUUUCGCCGAACUAUGUGCAUUGCCCUGCAUUCAGAUUGACCAUUGAGCCUGGGGAUGGCGUGCCUUUGGUUUUGAAGAAGCUCUAAAUCGUGCUGCCCCUUCUUGUCUCAGUUAGUCACUCUUAAGGUCACAAGGAACAUUAUUAUAAUAUGUUCCCGGUGCGAACAGCAGGUUUUCGGAACCGACUAUAAUAAUUGUCUGGUUUUUACCGCCACUUUCUUGCGGUUGGUUCGGUUUGAUAGUCGACUAUAAAAACGGUUGCAAACCUACUGUGAAAUUUCACGUUUUCUGUAAUAGUAAAAUGAGUUGGUGAUGUACAAGCAUAAAAAGGGCAAAAAAAAGGGACUAUUUAUGUGUCA
Molecule: messenger RNA, 1884 nt
Organism: Phragmites australis (common reed)
Lineage: Eukaryota; Viridiplantae; Streptophyta; Magnoliopsida; Poales; Poaceae
Product: cytochrome P450 714C2-like
Exons: 5
Coding region: 40-1611 (523 amino acids)
Molecular function (GO): iron ion binding; monooxygenase activity; heme binding
Source: RefSeq, a predicted model, not a curated record